Molecule: messenger RNA, 4221 nt
Organism: Aplysia californica (California sea hare)
Lineage: Eukaryota; Metazoa; Mollusca; Gastropoda; Aplysiida; Aplysiidae
Product: dystrophin
Exons: 18
Coding region: 414-3281 (955 amino acids)
Biological process (GO): synaptic signaling
Cellular component (GO): plasma membrane
Molecular function (GO): protein binding; zinc ion binding
Source: RefSeq, a predicted model, not a curated record
UUGUUCCAGUAAAUAUAGACAACAUGCACCUGGUUGUGAGACAAAAUAGUCAAAUAGUAUUUACAGAUUUUCCUGGUACGGAAAUUGCUUCCCAUCAAUGUCGUUUUAAACUGAAGUAGAUCUAAUAUUAACAAAAAAUCUGGGACUAGCUUUGAAAUCGAAAGCUGCACGCACCAUGGCCUGCACUACCGAUGCGUCAGUGCUGUAAACAAUCAAUAUCACCAAUAAGUAGUGCAUGUUUUUGCUACGUGAAAUAUAGAUCUAGAUCUAGAGCUAUUAUGGAUCUCAUUUAAAAAGUGGGAGCCAAGCUAAAUACAAGCGUCGUUCAAGCUUUCCUCCAGGGAUUCAGUUAUUUAUUAGGAAGGCAAGGUACAGGAGGGGCAUUUUAACCUCAUCUGUUGGAUGUGAACACAAUGACGUUGUCAAUAUUUGGCACAGACUAUGAAAUUGUCUCCCAUGGCUGGGAAGCAAAACAAAACGUCAAGGGUGUUGUCUACUAUGUAAAUUCCGCCUUACAGAUUACAAGUUGGAAUCACCCAUUUCUGGACAAAGUGCUCAAAGAACUCGAUGAGUAUGGUGACGUGAAAUAUGCAGCAUACCGCACGGCCAUGAAGCUACGCAUUCUGCAAACUCAUCUUGGCUUAUCUUGGAUUACGAUAGAGGGGAUGAAACACGUGUUCCCUCUCUCAUUCGUGGAAGAAGAUGAUCUGACUAUGACUGUCAACUGUGGAGAAGCUUCUGGUCUGUUGUAUCGCCUACUGGAAUUCUCAGACAAAAGACAUCAGCAUACAGCAGACUACGAACGUGCGACUGACCUUGUUCUCAAUUUCCUUCUCAAUCUUUAUGAUACCAAUCGCAGUGGGAAACUGGUGCUGAGGUCCAUGAGGAACGCUCUCACAGCUCUGUGCCCUUCCAAGCUUUGUGACAAGUACAGAUAUUUUUUCGCAGGCCUGAGGGAUGGCAGUGGCAGAAUUUCUCGUGAAAAAUUUCUUUAUUUCAUUGAUGAUUUAAUGCAGAUAACAGAUACAAUAAAGGAAAGCACUGCCUUUGGGCGGAAUCUUACUGCUGCUGUCGACAGCUGUUUCAAAUUGGAGACCAGCUCCUCCCCCCUCACUGUGAGUGAGGACACAUUUUAUUCUUGGCUGCUGAAGGAACCGCAGACUCUGGUCUGGCUACCAACUCUUCACCGAGUCAUAGCCACAGAAUCAAUUCAACACGAAGUCAGAUGUGCCGCUUGCAGAAGUAUGCCUAUCACUGGUUUCAGGUAUCGCUGCUUACAGUGUCUCAGAUAUGACUUGUGCCAAAAGUGUUUCCUGCUAGGCCGCACCUCACUCUCUCACAAACUGAAACAUCCGAUGCAAGAGUACUGCUUUCCUACAACUGCUAAAGAAGAUGCUAAGGCUGUCUUGAAAAUUGUGCGGAAUAAACUGAGCAAGAAGCACAGAAGUCGGACCAAAGUGACCUACUUACCAGUGGAUGGCUCGGGAGACCACCAAGCCUUUGCAGUCGAUUGGCAACCAAGAGGUCUUGGGACUUACGCUGGAGCGCCUCAUACCCGCUCCACAGACUCAGGCCUGGCUGGCAGUUCGGACUACGGAGAUUCUUUGUGCGGUGAUGGACUUCGGGUCAGUCGACCUGUCGAGGUGUUGGGAGAACCGUGCCAGUCUAGCAGUCCGUUUUUCAAGUACAGAGCAACAGGAAAUGAAGAGCUUUCAAAGAGGGAUAUACAAACCCAGCAGAAACUAAUGGCCUUGACGAUUGAGCAGCUGAGACAAGAAAACUGUCUACUUCAGACAAAGCUUCGAGAUUUAGAAAGAGGCUUUUCGACUGACUCCUCAGAAGAGGAACAGGAUCUACCUACUGGUUCCCCCAUCAGCCCCAUCAACGAGACACGUAAGACUUCUGCUGCCACUUCUGGACUGAGUGUUGUCGGCAGUUCUGCUGAUGUAGCAGCCCCUGAGACAACUCUCAACAUCGUUGGGAUUUACACCCCAGUCGUUUCUUCCUUACCUCCCCCUGAUAUGGCAGAAGGAAAUAUGACAGGGGAGUCUGUUGCGGAAAAUAAGACAGGGUAUACGACAGAGACGUCGGACGACCUUGGCCUGGCCUACACGAUGAGUGACAUGACGCUCUCCUCAAAAGUCGCAGAUCCAGGAGUGACGCAGGAAUCUUUACGAAAAUCUGGAAACUCUUUGGGUGACCUCUCCAGCUCAGGUGUUGCCGAUGGAUUAGGUUACCGUUCGGGUGACAUGUCGCUGUAUAUUUCUGAACCUUGCGUUGCGUCUUUGAUGAGACCAGAGACGAAUGACCAAGGAAUGUCUAAAUCAUUUCUUCAAACUAAAAGCGAGGACAGUUUUGACUGUCCUGAGAUGCAGGGUGGCAAGUCAGAGGACAAUGAUAAAAUAAGGAAAUUCACAGAUUUGGAAAUCCUUUCUCCAGUUAAAAAAGAAGGCAACAGGAACUCGCCCAAGAGCCGGGAUACUUCGAUUAGUCUGAGCCCCUCCAGAGACUGUGACUUAAGUGACAUCGAAUCUGAUCUGGAAUCUAAUCUUGAACAAACACCAUGGACAAGUAGAACGCCUGAUAUUUUCAAUGAUUUUGAUAAGAAAAUGCAAUCUUCAGCAGCAUUCCCAAGCCAGGAUGUUACUGGGAAGGCUGACAGCCCCGCACCAGGGGUCUCAAAUCUCAAACCCGAGACUUCUGUGAGAAGUUCGAUGGCUCCCGUUCAUAUGUCCACUCCUGUCUGUGACACAGCUAAGAGAAGUGCGGCAGCCAGGGCCUCUGGCGUCAAACUCCCGAAAUCUCACAAUAGGGGAGAAGACAAAGAAAACCAGGGCACAGACGUUGGCUCGGGGACUAAAAAGAUGAGAUUGGAUGACAAGGCAGGUGUGUUGCCCACUGCUGCGACUCCUCUGUCUGCCAUUCCUGUGGGGCACAGAAGAAAAAUCCUAGCUUCCAGCCGUUUGGCUACUCCCAAUUUCAGCCAAAGCUGUCAGAAUCUGACUCAUCACAGCGCGGGUGGCUUGUCGGCCAUGUUUACCGAGGCAGAACUGAAAGCUUGUGACACCGGUGGGGACACAAUGGUGACGGUGGACAAGGAGGAGAUGGAGAAGAUGCUGAGAGAGUUCCAGAAGGAUGGGAGUCCGUGGAACGGCACCGAUGAUCCAGUGGCAAGAGAUGAUAGACAGAAUGGUGAGUCCAGUAUGCUGGAAGCUGUUCUAAACAUUGGGGAUGCAAUGGCUGACCUCGUGCAAGCUACAACGCAGCAGACGCACAUGUAGUGGUAAACCUUGGCGGUGAUGCUGUUCUCACUGGUGGGGAAGACACUGCAGACAUGGGAACUUGGAAGAAAUGGUUAUAAUAUGGACUCUUCAGGGGUAAAACCUAUGUAAAUUUGAAUGGACAAAAUAUGUGUUGAGACAUGGUGCUACGAAGCAACGUACUUAUUGGUUAUGGCUUCAGUAAAUGUCUCGUUUACAGCAACUUUAAAUGUUUUUCGUAUAAAUAUAAUUAUGUUGUACUUACUGACUUACAAGUAUUUACGCCAAAGUCACAGUUCUGCCACAUUCCCGUAAGAUAUUAAUUAUAUUGUGGCCUUCCAUAUGUCCUGUUUCCCUCUUUUGUUAAGGACUGGUAUCCAAGAUGUUUAAUAGUGAAAAGUUCAAGACUUAAGAAUUUUUUAAAAUAAUGCUUUUACAAAAGUACAAUCUUUUUUUUAAGAAACUAUUUGCUUUUGUACAAUGACUAAGCAUGAUCUGGCAAUACUUUACAUGAAUGUCAUGUCUUUGUUUACUAUGAAGUCUUGUCACCAGACGAAGGUACUUAUUGUGUCAUAGUUGUUGCUGUCAACAUUCUUGGUUAAAGGUUGUUGAGAAACUUAAUCAAAGAGACUGGUAUAUUUGUUAUGCAAUAGAGGAAUGAUAUUGUUGCUACACAGAGAUGUCGUAGUACUUAGUUCUCAUCUCUUCAGCAUCAUCUAGAGAGAUCAUGCCAAAUCUGGGACAACUGUAGUAAAAUAAGUAAGUUUAUUCAGUGUCUACGGCCACUGGCCCACAUCACGUCAUAUAAAACAAUCAUUUGAUAAAUAAAGUUUCCUUAAUGAAAGAGUACAGGUUGGGCACGUAUCUCUUAUCAUGGGUCAAACAUUGCAUAUUUCUGUCACUGGGCCGAGUCAUGCUGGGAGGAAUUAACAAUUUCCUUUGAUGGACAAUAGAAAAUAAA